Messenger RNA from Drosophila suzukii, 1278 nucleotides. RefSeq names its product glycoprotein-N-acetylgalactosamine 3-beta-galactosyltransferase 1-like. The record is from RefSeq and is a predicted model, not a curated record. Gene Ontology annotation, molecular function: N-acetylgalactosaminide beta-1,3-galactosyltransferase activity. Gene Ontology annotation, cellular component: membrane. Lineage: Eukaryota; Metazoa; Arthropoda; Insecta; Diptera; Drosophilidae.
CUGCUCCGAUGACUCGCGAUGCAGUGGGUCUGGUACUGGGCCUCAUUAUAGGCAUCCAGGUGACUGAGUACUGGAACUACAGCUAUUUGCAAACGACCAUUUUGGAAAGGAAAAGUCCGAAAGCAGGCAGUCAAGCUGUAGGACUCUUCAAUCGCACACGUGUCCUAUGUAUGGUUUUAACAGAUCCCUUGGACUAUGAUAAAAAUGAGGCCAAGGUGAAAUCUACAUGGGGAAGGCGAUGCAAUAAGCUUAUUUUUUGGAGGAAGAAAAAAGAGAAUAACACCUUUGCCACCGUUCGACAGGGAUUUAAAAACAUAUUUGAGAAACACUUUAACGGACACGAUUGGUUUCUUCGGGCAGAUACAGAUACCUUUGUGAUAAUGGAGAACUUACGACGCUUUCUCUACCGCUACGAUCCGGAAUCUUCGAUAUACUUUGGCCACCGUCUAAAAGCGGACUUUGCCCAAGGAUAUAUGUCCGGUGAUGCUGGAUAUGUCCUUAGCAGAGGAGCUCUACGGCGCCUGAAUCUAUUUGCCUUUAAGGACUCCAAUUUAUGCAGCCUUGACUUGAAUUCUUCUCUGAAAUCGGAGGAUUCGGGAAUGGGUCUGUGUCUGAAUACUGUAGGAGUGAUUGCAGGAGAGUCUCGCGAUGGCCUCGGGCAGGAACGCUUUCUCCCAGUAAUGCCGCAACAGAUUGGACCGGGAUGGACUAGGUGGAGAAAGUACUCGGGUUCGCUGUACUUUAACCCAACGUCCCGCGCCUGCUGCUCCAGUUCCCUGAUCUCCUUCCACCCGGCCAAUGAGAGUGCCUUUGACCUCUGGGAGUUCUUCCUGCACCGCCUAAGUGUUUUUGGCUACCCGAUGAGCCCGCUGAAGCUGCCGCCCCGCCUGGACUUCCGGGCCAUGCAUGCCCAGCUGCGAUAUUGGUCCCAGGUCGUGUCCGAUAACCACGGCUGACUUGUCUUAAUGUAAUUGCUACACCUUGAUAAAUAAACCAGGAGCCGGCAGGCGAUGAAGAUUUAUUCCGGCAAUAAGGCAGACAAUGGUUCGUCUUCUUCUCGACAGUGGCCUGUCCUGCGGAGUUGUUUUGGCCAUUUGUCAAAGGCGUUUGCUCCAGAAACAGAAUCCGGAAACCAUGGACCCCUGGAACCCUGCGCUUUAAAGCACAAUUUAUCAAAGGGGACGCGUGCCCUCUUUCCACGGGGGGAUUAGUGGAGAGAAUCGAGGGAAUCGAGAACCGGAAAAUCGAGUGAAACGUGCCAAACACGUGAAAAAUACC